Molecule: messenger RNA, 2257 nt
Organism: Chara braunii
Lineage: Eukaryota; Viridiplantae; Streptophyta; Charophyceae; Charales; Characeae
Source: the annotation of a GenBank genome assembly
UGCUGCGGUAGGCAUCUUGUAUGAUCUAGUGUAGAUGGUGCACAGUGUUGUAGCCUAUGAGCGACAGGGAGGAAACCGGAGAGGACGACCGCAGGUUAUUGCGAUCAGCUAGAGGCCCAAUAACUCACGUGUCCCUAGGACCGCAGGGUGAUAGGGAACUGUUCCGCCGGCAGAGGGAGAGGCAGCAGCAGAGGAGAGCUAGAGCAGCCGAGGCCAGCAGGGCAUUAGCUAGCGAGGCCGGUGCUACAGCAGCCAUGGCUACCACAGCCAUGAGCACGUCUGCGCAACAGACUUCCCAAGCCGGUAGUUCAGGUACCGCUGGGUCCACGGUCGCGCAGACCGUGAGUCAGUCCACUGGCUUAAUGGCAAGCCAGCCCGCGGUGUUGACCCUAGAGGAUGUCGCCAUCCAGCAGGCAGCCCUGCAAGAGGCACAGCUACAACAGGCAUUAGGACAGAUAAAAAGAGAGAAGGAAAUGAUGAUUAGAAGAAGAACCAGGCUGCAGCGAAGAGGGGCAGACAUAGAAGAGUUAGAAACGAUGGACCUGACGAACAUGGAUGAUGACGUGAGGGUAGUUAGGAGGGCCCUGCUAGGGGUAAUGGAGAUGCAGGAGCAUCAGACUACCAUCCUUCAAGACAUCCAGCAGAGCCUAGCCAUUUUGGUAGGGCGUUCUCAGGCAGCACCAUCACCGGGAGGGCCGGGUGCCUGGCCUGUGCCAUAUCCUCCCUUUUCUGUCCCACCAGUCACUGGGGUAUCCCCAUUUGUAGCCCCGUCGACGGUUGCUGUCGUUUCCCUGGGCAUGCCGCUCUCAGGAGGGUUAUCAGCAGGUCCUAGUCUUCAGGAUCCAGUACAGUCAGUGGUCACCAAGGCUCCGUCACAGGUUGCCAUUAGUGGGCAAUCUAUUGUCUCGCAAACUGUGCAGCCACAGGGCACACAGCCCCAACAGCUAGCACAACAACCUGUAUCACCGGGUCCACAGCCCGGGUUGGUGCAGGGACCGGGACAAAGUCAGUGGGUUCCAAAGAUGGCCAUCACCGCUCCCAAACCCUUUACAGGGGACAAGAGAGGCGAAGACCUCGACACUUGGUUGAGGGCAGUGCCGGUCUAUGUCAGGUGUAAACUCACCUUGCCACACGAAGAAGUGCUUGUGGCUGCAUCCUACCUAGAGGGUAGUGCAGCAAGAUGGUUGAGUGGGAACCAGUUGGCAAAAGAGGCCAACAUCAAUAUGCACAACUUUCCUUCGUUUAGCAAGGUAGCCCUAGACCUUGAAGCAAAAAUAGGGCAUGGACAUAACUCAGUGACGGACAGGAAAAAGAAGACCCUGCCUCCUAACUGGAAAGCCAAAGGCCGCAUUAUGUUUGUCGACCACGAUGGAGCAACCAUUGAGUUGGACGACGACUCCCAGUUAGGAGUAGGUGCAGAGGCAGGUGGCGAUACUUCAGAGGGUGGAGUAGUCGUCGCCGUAACCCAAAAAGGUGCGCUGAUUACUGAGUACGAUCUUACGGAUGAUGUCACUCGAUCCUUGGUGGAAGCCUAUCGAGAGGACCAGUUUAUGUCUAAGAUCAUACGCAGACUCGAGGCGAAGGAUAAACAAACUUCAGCCAAGUUUGAGUUGGUCAAUGGCUUGCUGUUUCUCGAGAAGGAAGGGAAUAAGCGUUUGUGUGUUCCUAAUAAAGAGUGUAUGCGUAGUUUGUUUUUAGGCGAGUGUCAUGACGCCACCGACCAUUUUGGGUACAAGAAAACCGCAACCAAUUUGCUGCAAAGGUUCUGGUGGCCCACAAUGUUAAAAGAUGCUAAGCUGUACGUGGAAACUUGUCAAGUUUGCCAACGAGACAAGCCCCGUACCCAGGCUCCUCUUGGGCUGCUCAAGCCCCUUCCGAUUCCGGAAAGGCCGGGUGAAAGCUUAUCCAUGGACUUCAUGGAUACACUGGUCACCAGCAAGAGCGGGAUGAGACAGAUCUUCGUCAUCGUGGAUAGGUUUAGUAAGUAUGCUAGGUUAAUAGCCAUGUCGGAAACAGCGAAGACCGAGUAUGUAAUCAGGCUGUUCAAAGAAAACUGGGUGAGGGAUUUUGGAUUGCCUAAGUCUAUUGUAAGUGACAGGGAUGUUAGAUUUACAAGUGAGUUAUGGAAGGCCGCUGCAGCUGAACAGGGAACUCAACUGCAAAUGACUUCUUGAAACCACCCGGAAGCAAACGGCCAAGCUGAACAGAUGAACCGCGCUGUUCAACACCUGUUGAGGCAUUACAUUAAGCCCAAUCA